Molecule: messenger RNA, 2934 nt
Organism: Notolabrus celidotus (New Zealand spotty)
Lineage: Eukaryota; Metazoa; Chordata; Actinopteri; Labriformes; Labridae
Product: involucrin
Exons: 5
Coding region: 13-966 (317 amino acids)
Biological process (GO): negative regulation of receptor recycling; positive regulation of T cell receptor signaling pathway
Cellular component (GO): T cell receptor complex
Source: RefSeq, a predicted model, not a curated record
CUUCAAUGAAAAAUGUUCAAAACUGAGCACUCUGUCUUAAAAACUCAGCAGCUGGCAAAUACAUCUGACAGAAGUUUAAAGGUUAAAGGUGUUAAUAGUUGUCUCAUUAUUUGCCGUUUAGAACCCGGGGUGGACUGUAAAAUUGAGCUGAUAGGUCUGGUGGUGCUCUCUGUGGCCUUGUUGAUCUCUCUGUGUAUCAACAUCUUCUUCUGCGUGAAACAAAGAGCCAAGCUGUGCAGAGAAACAGACAACUGCUGCGUCCCACACUUUGAUGAAGAAGACAGGCUGUCACAGGAGCAAGGGAAUUAUUUUCAUAACGUCAAUCAUGAUGAGCAGCAGGAAAAUCACCACGAUCAUCAUGAGCAGCAAGAAAAUCACCACGAUCAUCAUGAGCAGCAAGAAAAUCCUAUCUAUGGAAACAUCAGCACAGACAGACAAGAUUCUGGAGAGGUUUGUUAUGAGAUGAUGACCAUGAAGCAGACAAGAGAGCGUGUGAAGGCUACAGAAGCUGACCUGAAUUAUGCCUCACUGGAUCUGAAGCGGGCCAAGAAACACAAGAAGAGGCUUCGCCAUCAGCAUCAGGGAAGGAACAGCCUUCAAGAUCAGCCCUCAGUCCAGUCUGCGAACGCUUUCCUGGAGGUGGACAUGGACAUGGAUGCACGCCUUCCAUCUAGAGACACUAGCACCAUGGUGUCCCACAGCAGCAUCUACCUGAACAGCCAACAGAUAGCACAGGAGGCAGAGGAGAUGGAGAGGGAAAGGGGGAUAAAUACAGAGAGGGAGAAUAUGAGUUGGGAAGGAAUAAGAAGUGAGGAAGAUGGAAGGAUUCCAGUGUGGAAUGGAGAGAGAGAAAGUGAGGAAAGAACAGAUCUCAGUAAUGGAAAUAUGUGUCCGCAGCUUUUAGAGGCAGACGACAGUCACACGAAUCAUUGUGAUCGUAGCUUUGACCGCGAGAGUGUCCUAUAAGAUUAGUUGAAUGUUGUUGUGUCUGCAAAGAUUUUUAUCUUCAGUCUUCAACAAGCUCUGUAGACUUGAGCAAUUUCCUUUCUGAUGCAAGCAAACUACCUCUUGAUCUCUACAUAUUGAGCAACAGAGGAACAAAGGAGCACCUUUCUGUGCAGAGGAUGUAAUAAACGUAGUGGAUUUAGAGAAAAGGAAACGGUAUGUGUGUGACAUUUAGAGGUCAAGAGCCACGUGGAAAUGUUCAAUUUAUUGCGAAAGACGAAGAAAACCUGAAAUCAUCACACUGUCUGAUGUCUCAUUAAAAAGGUUUGAAGGGGAAAGAAUACAUCCUACUUUUGCUUUCCACACUGUAGGCAAUGGCCAAAAUGUGAGAGGUGAAACUUUAAUGAAUAAAUUAACUUGUUUACACACACAUGCAGUUGGUAAUAUUACAGGUAGGAAAGUAAAGAGGGGAAAUCUAUGAAUGGAAUAUUAGUAAUACAGUUGAAAUUUUCCCCUCUGUGGGAAUAUAAAGUAAAUAUCACCCACAGAUGAUUCUCUCCAACACGGUGAUAAUAAUCUAUUGCCCUUAUCAGCUUGACAUUAUGAUAUGAUAUGACACGUAUGUCUAUUAAUAAACCAAAAAACAAUUGAUCCACAAGUAAACAGAGUAGUGAAACCAAUGAAAACAACAAACAAAAUAUAUCAAAUAUUACCCAUAAUGCAAGUUUGACACAAAACGCAACAAUAUGUGAAAAGGAGAAGAACACCUACAAAACAAAUUCAUCCUCAAAAAACAUUAACUAAAAAUCUGAUAGAGCCUGUUCAUGAAACAGCUUUGUUUGCAGUAUUGUGGUUAUUAUUUCCCUCUCUGUAAUUCCCACUUAAGCUCAGCAGUCAGAGUCGAGCAGCACACUUACCAUCAGCUGACAGUUUUUCAAUAGUUGUCCAUGGCCUACUUCCUGUAUGGAUUCAUCUCUGGCCUCUGGCGUUCUGGAUCAAACUGUUACAGACAUGCAAACAUAAGCAACAUAGAAAAAAAAAAAGAUAUAACAAAUAUAACACACAAAAAUUGCAUUGAAGAAUUAUUUUAGAGUACAAUGUUUCCACACAACAAAUGUUAAAGCUCCUUACAUCUUCAGUGAAUUCAUAUUAUCUAGAUUCAGAAACAAGUGUGAGUACAAUGGAUUAACAGUGAUACCAAUGAUUCUUACACACUGAGUCAGAACACAUUACACUGUAUGCCAGUUUAUUCCCUCAACUAGUUCGUACUGUAAUAGAAAGGUAUAUUUUUUUGAUACCAAAGUUUUUGUUUCUUUUUUUUUUUUUUGCAAUGGCAGAUGAGGAAAUGGGAAAGGGGAAAGCAAUAUCACUGUAUUUAUUGUCUUUUUUAAAUUAUCUUUUGGCAACUUUGUAUAUUUGAGUUUUCUCCUGUUUAGACUUGUCAUCCACAGCCAUCUGUUUGUGCAAGAAUGUAUUCAAAUGUGUAUCCUAAAUGUGUCUUAAAUCAAUAUAAGGCUUGAGUUAGUCACAUCACUCAGCUGUUUCUGUGUUUUUAUCAUAAUUUUCCCUCUUUAUGCUUCUUUUGAUGCAUUUUCAUGUUGAGUGGCACAGGUGGUAUAUACUAAUAUACUUUCAAUACACUGUGAAGUUUUUUUUAUAUGGCCACUGUGAACAAGAAGCACCAAAAAGACUCACCACAACGAGUCAUAUUUUCUGAACUGCCCCUCUGAUGUUCAAAUUUAAGCAAAUGCUCAAACCAAAGAAGGCUAUAAUUAUUUAAUUAUGAACAAGUCUUUUUGAAAGUUAUUGCAUGCAGACCAUAAAAAGCAGCCUUGAGUACUUUUUUGUCUUUGAAAAGUUAAUGCUUUUUCUGCCUUUGCUACUGAGACAGAUCACUUAAUAAGGUACAGUGAAUGACUAUUGUUUUGCAUUCGACCCAAUGUUUUUGGAGUUGUCUCCUGCAAAAGGGCAUGGGGCUAAAAGGUUUAU